Molecule: messenger RNA, 542 nt
Organism: Macadamia integrifolia
Lineage: Eukaryota; Viridiplantae; Streptophyta; Magnoliopsida; Proteales; Proteaceae
Product: 50S ribosomal protein L12, chloroplastic-like
Exons: 2
Coding region: 1-540 (179 amino acids)
Biological process (GO): translation
Cellular component (GO): ribosome
Molecular function (GO): structural constituent of ribosome
Source: RefSeq, a predicted model, not a curated record
AUGGAAGAUGGAAACCAGCUUCGUUCGCCGACUUCGACUCCAUCCUCUGCAUGUCCUUCCCAUUCUUCCACCUCUUUCCCGAAGCAAACCCUAGAUUUCCCGAUUCGAAGCCCCAAAUUGUCCCGCAAAGCCAACUUCCUUCCCCCUAUUUGCGCCUUUGCCGUACCAGAGAAAGUAGAGAAGAUUGGAAACGAGCUCAAAAACCUAACCCUAGAAGAAGCUCGCAGCCUCGUUGACUGGUUACAGGAAGAGCUCGGUGUCUCCGCUGCUGCCUUCGCACCGGCGGCUGUUGCCGUAGCGCCUGGUGCCGUUGCCAAUGCGGGACCAGCCGUCGUUGAGGAGCAAACGGAGUUCGAUGUUCUUAUCGAGGAAGUGCCGAGUAACGUGAGGAUUGCAACGAUUAAGGUCGUGAGAGCACUUACGAAUCUGGCGUUGAAGGAAGCGAAGGAGUUGAUUGAAGGAUUACCGAAGAAAUUCAAGGAGGGAACCUCAGAGGAAGGGGGGUGUCGAUCUUCGAAUGAACAUGAUAAAUUUUCAUAGAU